CUCUCGUUGUUCAUAACCUAUAAAUUUUCAAAAUUGUUUUUUUAAAUUUUCAAUAAAAUGAGUGAGGAAGAUCCGCAAACUAAGCCGCCAGAUGCGGAAGAAGAUCGUGAAGACUUUUGCGGACCUAAGCAAAAGAAACGUAAGGUCUUACAGUACGAGAAACUAUACCUAGAAAAUUUACCCUGCGCCGAGUCCUACGAGAGAAGCUUCAUGCAUCGUGACGUUGUAACGCACUGCGUGGUCACCGACAGCGAUUUCGUAGUCACGGCCAGCUGCGAUGGUCACAUUAAAUUCUGGAAAAAGGUCGAGAAAGGUUUGGAAUUCGUGAAACACUUUCGCAGUCAUCUCGGCUCGAUCACGCACAUCGCGAGCAACGUUCCGGGUACGCUGCUGUGCUCGGCGUCGUCGGAUAAGUCCUUGAAAAUAUUCGACGUGCUCAAUUUUGAUAUGAUCGAUAUGAUGAAGCUCGAGUACGUGCCGAGCAUCGUCGAGUGGAUCCACAGCGCCGGUGAUGCCAUUCAAACUUUGGCGGUGGCCGAUUUAGAUUCGCCUAAGAUUUAUGUUUAUGACGGUCUAGGCGGUAAUAAGCCGAUACGCGUUUUGGAAAGACUGCAUACGGCACCGGUUUUGUUGAUGAAGUACAAUCAUCGUUUCGGCUUCUCUAUUUCAGUGGAUAAAAUUGGAAUGGUAGAGUACUGGACAAAUUUAAAAAGCGACUUCGCAUUCCCCACCAAUCUACAGUUUGAGUCGAAAUUAGAAACCGACCUCUACCUCUUUGCCAAAUCGAAGGUCACGCUUUACAAUCUAACGUUUUCACCUGACGGAAUGAAAUUCGCCACGAUCGCGAGCGAUCGACGUAUCCGAAUUUUCACGACGUUAACCGGACGAGUCAAUUUAGUGUUGGACGAAACGCUACCGCGUUUCACGGAGUUGCAACAGGCGCACCAGCAGCUGCCCAACAUGGAGUUCGGGCGGCGAAUGGCCGUGGAACGGGACCUGGAGAAGUCGGAGUCGAGCCAUUUCGCCAACAUACAGUACGACAAUAGCGGCAAUUUUAUCUUGUACGCAACCCUGUUGGGAAUCAAGCUCGUUAACAUACACACUAAUCGUUGCGUGCGAAUCAUCGGCAAAAAUGAAAAUCUACGCUUGCUGCAGAUAGCGCUCUACCAGGGCUCGGCGAAGAAGACGAAAGCGGCGGUCACCUUAGAAAUGGAAGGAUCGGAUAAUCCGACGCUGGAGGCGAUUUUACCCGAUCCGACAGUGAUAUGCACCGCUUAUAAGAAGUCGCGUUUCUACUUGUUUACGCGCCGAGGCCCCGACGAUCCGACGGGUACCGGAGAGCAAAAAGAUCGCGACGUCUUCAACGAAAAGCCCUCGAAGGAAGAGGCGAUGGCCGCAACGGAAAAUGCGACCGUUCAACGGCUGUACGAUACCGCAGUCAUACACACCAUCUUCGGCGACAUUCACUUGCAAUUGUUUCCGAAGGAUACUCCCAAGGCGGUCGAGAACUUUUGCGUUCACAGCAGAAACGGCUAUUACAACGGUCACAUUUUUCAUCGCGUCAUCAAAGGAUUCAUGAUACAAACCGGCGAUCCUACGGGGAACGGAACCGGCGGCGAAAGUAUUUGGGGCGGAGAGUUCGAGGACGAGUUUCGACCUCACUUGAGGCACGACCGGCCUUACACCGUGAGUAUGGCAAAUGCCGGCCCGAAUACUAACGGAAGUCAAUUUUUCAUCACUCUCGCUCCGACAACGUGGCUGGACAAUAAGCAUACCGUAUUCGGACGCGUUACCCGAGGUAUGGAAGUUGUACAGAAUAUUGGAAAUGUACGAACUAACGCCAAAACCGAUAAGCCAUUUGACGAUAUACGUAUUGUGUCCAUUACAGUUAAAUAAUGUUAUUUUUACAGUCAUUUUAAUAAAAAAACUC
Photinus pyralis (common eastern firefly) is the source of this 1930-nucleotide messenger RNA. Its product is annotated as peptidylprolyl isomerase domain and WD repeat-containing protein 1. Lineage: Eukaryota; Metazoa; Arthropoda; Insecta; Coleoptera; Lampyridae. Gene Ontology annotation, molecular function: protein binding; peptidyl-prolyl cis-trans isomerase activity. The coding region runs from base 58 to 1896 and encodes 612 amino acids. The transcript has 3 exons. Gene Ontology annotation, biological process: protein peptidyl-prolyl isomerization. The record is from RefSeq and is a predicted model, not a curated record.